This is a messenger RNA of Plectropomus leopardus (leopard coralgrouper), 1216 nucleotides long. The record is from RefSeq and is a predicted model, not a curated record. Lineage: Eukaryota; Metazoa; Chordata; Actinopteri; Perciformes; Serranidae.
UGUUUCAAGUGAAUUUGUCCUGUACCGUGCAGGUAUCCGAGAAUCAAUAAAGAGUCGCUGCUGCCAAUCGCCAAAAACAUGGGGAUGAGUGGAGAGAACGGGGAGGCCUGGUACCCGCCGGGACACGGAGACGUCUACGCCAGCUUCUCCAACAGCGGCCUGCUGGACAAACUCAUCGCUGAGGGGAAGGAGUACAUCUUUGUGUCCAACAUCGACAACCUGGGCGCCACCGUCGACCUCUUCAUCCUAAACCACCUGAUGAGCCAGCCGGCCGACAGACGCUGCGAGUUCAUCAUGGAGGUCACCGACAAAACCAGAGCGGACGUCAAGGGCGGUACGCUGAUCCAGUACGAGGAUCACCUGAGGCUGCUGGAGAUCGCGCAGGUGCCGAAGGCCCACGUGGACGAGUUCAAGUCCGUCACCAAGUUCAAGAUCUUCAACACCAACAACCUCUGGAUCUCUCUGCCCGCCAUCAAGAGGCUGCACGAGAAAAACGCCAUGGACCUGGAGAUCAUCGUCAACCCAAAGACGCUGGACGGCGGUUUGAACGUCAUCCAGUUGGAGACGGCCGUGGGCGCUGCAAUCAAGAGCUUCGAUAACGCCAUGGGUGUGAAUGUCCCUCGCAGCCGCUUCCUGCCGGUGAAGACGUCGUCCGACCUGCUUCUGGUGAUGUCCAACCUGUACAGCCUGGACGCCGGCUCGCUCACCAUGAGCAAGAGGAGGGAGUUCCCCACCACGCCGCACGUCAAGCUGGGCAGCUCCUUCACCAAGGUUCAGGAGUUCCUGUCGAGGUUCGAGAACAUCCCGGACAUGUUGGAGCUGGACCACCUCACUGUGUCCGGAGACGUCACCUUCGGAAAGAACGUCUCUCUGAAGGGAACCGUCAUCAUCAUCGCCAAUCACGGCGAUCGGAUCGAUAUUCCCGCCGGCGCGAUGCUGGAGAACAAGAUCGUCUCAGGAAACCUGCGGAUCCUCGACCACUGAGGCCUUCUGGGAAAAAAAAGACAAACGAAGCCAUUUGCACCUUGAAGAGACUGCGAUUGUUUUUCUUCACUGAUGAUGUCACAGUUUGUUUUUGGUUGUUGUCAGUGUAAAGCCAACCUGAAAGGUCAAAGGUCAGCGUCCUCCUGCCGUGAUGAAACUUCCUGUUACUGCGGACGAUCGCCGCGGCGGUCGUCUGUUUCUGCUGUCAAAUAAAGAAGUGCAAUAUGGGUCA